Messenger RNA from Camelina sativa (false flax), 1206 nucleotides. RefSeq names its product mediator of RNA polymerase II transcription subunit 9-like. Gene Ontology annotation, cellular component: mediator complex. The record is from RefSeq and is a predicted model, not a curated record. NCBI's taxonomy places the organism in Eukaryota, Viridiplantae, Streptophyta, Magnoliopsida, Brassicales, Brassicaceae.
UGUGAUGAUGAAACCUCCUAAGACGUCGUCGUUUGAGAGGAAAAAAAUCUAAAUGGGCUCAGCUAAAUUCCUGGGCUUAUAGUCUUAUACCCAUUUAAACUAACAUCCCUUAACCCUUAUUAAACAGAGAUUAAUACGCCAGCUUACGACGUCGCCUUUGUCUUCUUCUUCCUUGAACGACGAGAAAUAGUGAGAUCGGAGGAGGAGAAAACCAUGGAUCAAUUCUCAGGAGGAGGUGGUAACUGGUCGAUGAUCCCAAACGUGCAGGCUCAUGGUAACUACGGUACACCGACGAAUCAUGACCAGCAGCUAUACAACCUCCAGCAACAACAACAACAACAACAACAACAGUUUCAUCAUCAACAGCAGCAGCAGCAACAAUUCCAGCCACAACAAGAUAUACAGCAAUUUCAGCAAUUCCAACAACAGCAACAACAACAACAACACUUCAUUCAGCAACAGCAAUUUCAACAACAACAACAACAACAGCAGCAGCAACAACGGUUGUUACAAUCUCCUCCGCCGCCUCCUCAGCAGCAGCAGUCGUUGCAAUCGCCUCCGCCACCGCAAACAAUGGUUCAUACGCCUCAAUCGAUGAUGAUGCAUACACCGCAACAGCAACAACAGAUGGUGCAGACUCCGCAACAGCAUCAGUCUUUAGCUUCUCACUUCCAUCUUUAUCCCAUGGUGGAGAAAUUAGCCGAUGCCGUCGAUAAUGGAACACGAGAUCAGAAUUCUGAUGCCCUGGUGGCUGAAUUGAAUAGCCAUUUCGACAAGUGUCAACAGUUGUUGAAUUCGAUUUCAGGGUCACUAGGAUCUAAGACUAUGACUGUGGAUGGCCAAAAGCGAAAUGUGGAAGAGAGUGAGCAACUGCUUCAACAAAGAAGGGGUUUGAUUGUGGAGUACAGGAAAUCUAUUGAAGAGAUUGUCAAGAUCGAGCCUUAGUUCUUAUAUUGCUUCCAAGAUGUUUUGAUUUAGCAAAUUUUAGUUACUAAAAGACCAGUAUCUGUUUUAUCAAUAAACCAAUGUUUAUUCAGGAGUCUGGUUUUCUUCUAGAAAUAUUUUUAGCUACUAAACAAUAGUAGAUCACAAAGCACCAUGUUUUUUUUGUCUGCGUCAGACCAAACCAAAAUCUUUGUGCUUUCUCUAGUUAUCUUUCGUGUGUGUUGUUGGAAACAGUUUUUGUUGAAGAUAUGCUUGAUGAAA